GGUGCAUCAUUUUGAGUCAUUGUCACGGUUCUCUAUUUCAAAAUUCCUAUAUAAGACGACCUUCGCCCCCUGCCGUCCCCACUUUUUCCUCCCCGUCCAUCACCAUGUCUGCAUAAUAAGCUCUUCGUGUUUUAAAAGAGCCCCUCUUCAACUCAUCAUUGCCGCGUCCCUUUAAAGAGCGCAGGCCCACCAUUCUUCUGAAGUAUGGUUAACAAACUUGCCCGUAAAUCUAACAACGGCACCAUUUUGUUCGAACCCUUCAUCGUCUACCGUAUACACCGGUCAAACCAGUUUCAACCCUGGUAAACUAGUUUCAGCCCGGGUAUGUUGUUUACAAGUCUUUAAAAGUAGGGGAACGUGUGCUAAUGGGACGCGUUAGACGCCACUCCACCAUACUUCCUGGAAUCCUUUGCCUCUCAUAUGUCAGCAGAACCAGUAGACCUUUGUACCAUGGCCCGUUCCAAGCUACACUCAGCUAUGGGCGGGAGCCUCCACCGCUGGGUACUGCUCAAAAACUCCGCCUAUCGGCCACCUCGCGCCCCCUAUGUGCCCAGCGUGGCGACCAGUUCUUCCUAUUCGAAACAUGUAUAUAUUUCAAGUGAUGAUGGUGACAACGAGGACGACAGUGAAGAAGAGUUGGAUUCGUUCAUGUUCCCCGACGGUUCCAAGCUUGUGGGGGUUGGAGCCAAUUCAUCCGAGGCUGAGUGGCUCGACUCGCUUUUGGAAUCCCUAGUCGAAGGUGGAGAUGACGAGUGCGCAUCGGAUGUCGACGUUCGCGUUUCCAUCCUACCGGUUGAAGAUGAUGAAGAUCCCCCACUUAGCCCCUUAACAUCACCAAUGUCGUCGUCGGACGACCUCCUCAGCCAUCAAGCAUACUUCUCUCCGCCUAUCGCUGUGCCAUAUCCUGUACCAUAUCCGCCAUUCCAUCCACCGCUCGUUCGUCCAUAUGAAAUUGAUCCCAUCAUUGAGUCUCCUGUUUCACCAUUUCCAGCGUAUGACGCUCUACCCUACUUUGACGCCGACGAAUUAGACGAUCUGUCUGUCCCAGAAGCUAUAGAGGACACUUCCGAUGACGAGUCCGACGCCCUUUCUACGCCAUCCCUGGGGCGCUCGUCAGACCUUGACUUUGUGGAUCCGACGUCUCUCGCUGUUCGCAGUAGGCGCCGUUCACAGCCUCAUGUAUACAUCCGACACCCGGACUCUUAUUUUGACCGUUAUGCGCUCGACCCCCUUCCGUUUCCCGAUGAAGAUCAUUCCACCUCGUAUAAUGCUGUCUACCAUGAAUGUUAGUUGUGCGUGUUUAACCUAGAAACUGCUGCUUUUUCUGCUCUAUAGUAAGUCACACCAGUGUACAUAUGCGUCAUUUUGUUCGUGUAUAUUACGUCUCAUUUUGGGAAUAUGGUUAUUAUCUCGCUUCGGGACGUGGUUAUUGUCACGGGGAAUAACUUGAACCCAGAAUACCCCGACGCAGCCCGGGCUUCUCACGAAAUUACGCUACCGCUGUGGGAGGAACGGGAUAGCGUUGAGACUAA
Suillus clintonianus is the source of this 1532-nucleotide messenger RNA. RefSeq lists its product as uncharacterized. The record is from RefSeq and is a predicted model, not a curated record. NCBI's taxonomy places the organism in Eukaryota, Fungi, Basidiomycota, Agaricomycetes, Boletales, Suillaceae. Bases 421 to 1290 code for a protein of 289 amino acids. The transcript has a single exon.